CCGCGGGGCCAGCUCCGCAGCGGUCAUAGAGCUUAGCUUCCGGGCGCGCAGAGGGGCCGGCGGCGCGUGACCACCGGGGGCAUUCUGACAGCGGCAGCCGGGCUAUAGACAGCCGGAAGUGCGGGUAGAGCGGCCCGGCCCGGCGGCAGGCAGCUGGUGCCAGCACGAUGGCCUCCCGCGGGGGCCCCCGCGCCGCUGGCACCGACGGCAGCGACUACCAGCACCGGGAGCGCGUGGCCUCGCACUACCAGAUGAGCGUGGCGCUCAAGUCCGAGAUCAAGAAGCUGAUCUAUAUGCACGUGGCCAUCUGGCUGCUGCUGCUGGCCCAGAUGUGUGUGGGGCACUUCAAGCUGCUGCCCCACGACCAGGUGGCCAUGCCCUACCAGUGGGAGUACCCAUACCUGCUCAGCAUCCUCCCGUCCCUCCUGGGCCUCCUCUCCUUUCCCCGCAACAACAUCAGCUACCUGGUGCUGUCUAUGAUCAGCACCGGCCUCUUCUCCGUGGCGCCCCUCAUCUACGGCACCAUGGAGAUGUUCCCCAUGGCCCAGCAGCUCUACCGCCAUGGCAAGGCGUACCGCUUCAUCUUUGGCUUCUCUGCGGUGUCCGUCAUGUACCUGGUGGUGGUGGUGGCCGCGCAGGUGCACGGCUGGCAGCUCUACUACAGCAAGAAGCUCCUGGACUCCUGGUUCACCAGCACGCAGGAGAAGAAGAGGAAAUGAGCGGGGCUGGGGCAGAGCGUGCACGUGUGCCGCUGCCGGCUGCAGACCUGGGGCGAGGGGGCCUGGAGCUCUGCGGCGCUGCUUUCCUGUCCUCGCCAGCCUCUGCCACCUCAGUGGGGACGUGCCGGGGGUGGUGGGAGGGACGGCGGGGGGGGCACUUGGGGCUUGCUGGCCUUGCCCAGGCUGGCAGAGCUGUGGGAACAGACAGGAGGCAGCGCCCCACGGCAGAGCGUGGGGGCUGCUUCCUCCGGCACCCUCGGGGACCAGCCUGGCUGGGGACUGGCGCAGGCGGGAGGCGCCGGGUCGCGGGGGGCUCGGGAAGGGGCGUGUGCCGGUGCCCCCUCCCCGCGUCCCCCGGCCUCGCGUGUGUAGCGAUAUGGAAAUAAAAGAGCCGCAGAGCGUG
This is a messenger RNA of Rhea pennata, 1122 nucleotides long. RefSeq names its product jagunal homolog 1 (gene JAGN1). The transcript is spliced from 3 exons. The coding region runs from base 168 to 719 and encodes 183 amino acids. The record is from RefSeq and is a predicted model, not a curated record. Gene Ontology annotation, cellular component: endoplasmic reticulum membrane. NCBI's taxonomy places the organism in Eukaryota, Metazoa, Chordata, Aves, Rheiformes, Rheidae. Gene Ontology annotation, biological process: endoplasmic reticulum organization; granulocyte colony-stimulating factor signaling pathway; vesicle-mediated transport.